AUGUUUAACUCGGUCAACCUGGGCAACUUCUGCUCGCCUUCGCGCAAGGAGAGGGGUGCUGACUUCGGCGAGCGAGGGAGCUGCGCCUCCAACCUCUAUCUGCCCAGUUGCACUUACUACGUGCCUGAGUUUUCCACCGUCUCCUCUUUCCUGCCCCAGGCCCCCUCUCGUCAGAUCUCCUAUCCCUACUCAGCCCAGGUGCCCCCCGUCCGGGAGGUCUCCUAUGGCCUGGAGCCGUCCGGCAAGUGGCACCAUCGGAACAGCUACUCGUCUUGCUAUGCGGCGGCCGACGAGCUUAUGCACCGAGAGUGCCUGCCUCCUUCCACAGUCACUGAGAUCCUCAUGAAAAAUGAAGGCUCCUACGGCGGCCACCACCACCCCAGCGCCCCGCACGCGGCCCCCGCCGGCUUCUACUCCUCAGUCAACAAGAACAGCGUCUUGCCCCAAGCCUUCGACCGCUUCUUCGACAACGCCUACUGCGGUGGCGCAGAGGCGCCUGCCGAGCCCCCCUGCUCAGGCAAGGGCGAGGCCAAGGGGGAGCCUGAGGCGGCCCCGGCCUCGGGACUAGCGUCCCGGGCAGAGGCUGGUGCUGAGGCCGAGGCCGAGGAGGCGAACACGAAUCCCAGCUCGUCUGGUUCUGCCCACUCAGCCACCAAGGAACCGGCCAAGGGAGCCGCCCCCAACGCCCCCCGCACCCGCAAGAAGCGCUGCCCUUAUUCGAAAUUCCAGAUCCGGGAACUGGAGCGAGAGUUUUUCUUCAACGUGUACAUCAACAAAGAGAAGAGACUGCAGCUGUCCCGGAUGCUGAACCUGACUGAUCGACAAGUGAAAAUUUGGUUUCAGAACCGAAGGAUGAAAGAAAAAAAACUGAGCAGAGACCGGCUGCAGUAUUUUUCCGGAAAUCCGCUGCUGUAA
Messenger RNA from Microtus ochrogaster (prairie vole), 915 nucleotides. RefSeq names its product homeobox C11 (gene Hoxc11). Gene Ontology annotation, cellular component: nucleus. Gene Ontology annotation, biological process: regulation of transcription by RNA polymerase II; anatomical structure development. NCBI's taxonomy places the organism in Eukaryota, Metazoa, Chordata, Mammalia, Rodentia, Cricetidae. The record is from RefSeq and is a predicted model, not a curated record. Gene Ontology annotation, molecular function: RNA polymerase II cis-regulatory region sequence-specific DNA binding; DNA-binding transcription factor activity, RNA polymerase II-specific.